AUGAAUGAAGAGUUGAUCACGAUACCAUCCACUGCUGAAAUACGCACCGCUCUCUUUUCGAUUCACCCGGACAAAGCACCCGGACCGGAUGGCUUCUCAGCAUGUUUUUUUCAGUCAAAUUGGGACGUGAUCGGACCUGGGAUAUGUAAGGAAAUCCAAGAUUUUUCCAGCUCAGGAACCAUGAGGGAUUCAACCAACCAGACCUAUGUUCGACUCAUCCCCAAAAUCACCGGCGCUAAACUGGUCUCUGAUUACAGGCCGAUUGCAUUAUGCAAUGUGAUGUACAAGAUAAUCUCGAUGAUCCUUUCACUCCGGCUGAAACCAGUACUUCAAAGCCUUAUUGGCGAGACACAAUCAGCCUUUAUCAAAGGACGAGCAAUCUCCGACAAUGUCUUGAUUACACACGAGCUUCUUCACAAUCUGAAAACGUCGGAAGCAAAGGUUAAUUGUUCAAUGGCAGUCAAAACAGACAUGAGCAAAGCCUACGACCGCCUCGAACAGCUUGGAUAUAACGAGACAUGGGUAGACUGGAUCAUGAGCUGCAUCUCGACAGUCUCCUACUCAUUUCUUAUAGAUGACACAGUCCAUGGCAGAGUCACUCCUUCCCGUGGUAUCCGACAGGGUGACCCCUUAUCCCCUUACAUUUUCAUCUUAUGUCGGGAAGUUCUCUCCGGACUAUGCCGUAAAGCUCAUAUUAGCGGACAUAUGGUGGGUCUAAGAGUGGCCAGAGCAGCUCCAUGCAUCAAUCAUCUCCUCUUUGCGGAUGAUACGAUGUUUUUCCUUAAGACGGACAUGAAGAGCUGUGCAGCGCUAAAGAAUAUACUAGGCUUGUAUGAGACCGGAAAUACUGUCAAAAAGCUUCCUUCUUACGAGUCUCCUUACUUUGUGCUUUGUGCUUGCUCACAUGGCUGGAGAGGUAUCUUAGCCGCAAGAGACCUCCUCUGUGAAAAGCUCGAGGCAGUGAUCGGUGAUGGUGAAGAUACUAGAGUAUGGAAGGACCGAUGGCUUAGUACUGACAUGGCCCGCGCACCAGUAGGUCCAGCCCCUGAAGCAUUUCAAGAUUUGAGGGUGGCGGAUCUUCUAACUCGGGAUUCUAAGGAGUGGAAGAUACAACUGAUAGAACAUAUCUUACCACAUCACCUUGCGGAGAUUAGAUUACUGAAGCCAAGCAAAACAGAAGGCAACGACGGGUUGUAUGGGAAAUACUGUCAAAAAGCUUCCUUCUUACGAGUCUCCUUACUUUGUGCUUGCUCACAUGGCUGGAGAGGUAUCUUAGCCGGAAGAGACCUCCUCUGUGAAAAGCUCGAGGCAGUGAUCGGUGAUGGUGAAGAUACUAGAGUAUGGAAGGACCGAUGGCUUAGUACUGACAUGGCCCGCGCACCAGUAGGUCCAGCCCCUGAAGCAUUUCAAGAUUUGAGGGUGGCGGAUCUUCUAACUCGGGAUUCUAAGGAGUGGAAGAUACAACUGAUAGAACAGAUCUUACCACAUCACCUUGCGGAGAUUAGAUUACUGAAGCCAAGCAAAACUGGAGGCAACGACGGGGUUGUAUGGUUAGGUGCUCGGAGUGGAAUCUACUCCACGCGUUCUGGGUAUUUUGCUGCAGCAAAACUAGAGAACCAGAGACACACUCCCCAGUCUAGGAUCAACUGGAAAGCUCUGCUUUGGACUGGACGGGUAUCGCCAAAACUACAGGUCUUCCUAUGGAAAAUCACACAAGGAGCACUACCGGUAGGAGCUAACUCGCAACUCCGAGGUAUGCUCCAUAACACCGCGUGUCCACGUUGUGAUAUGCUAGAGACAGUUCUUCAUCUAUUCCUCCACUGCGACUACGCCAAGAAAGUGUGGGCAUCCUCUCUGUUCUCACUGCACUUCGACCCUGACAACUUUACGGACAUUACAGCAUUCUCUGAUGCAUUGAAACACUGCAAAAGCUCAGUCUGCCUCCCUCCCCUGAGAAUUUUAUCAUAUAUAUUCCCAUGGGUCUGCUGGAGCUUAUGGACAGCUAGAAACAAACUGAUUUUUGAGGAUAGGAAGAUAUCACAUGAGGAGUCAGUUUCUAAGGCUAUCUCGAAUGCCCGAGAAUGGAACUCAGCACAAAGUGUUACCUCACCACCACCAGAACCACGACACAAGAUGUUGAACAUACCCGAUCAGGAUGUUCUAACUCUUGGCUUCUCUGAUGUUGCUUGGAAUAAAGAAACUAAUACUGCAGCUUAUGGAUGUAUCUUCUUUAACAAGGAAGGACAGAUCAUACACCAGGAAUCGUGCGUGGAACGACAUGUCUCAUCACCUCUUACCGCCGAAGCUCUAGCACUACGCUGGACAAUCAACAAAGCCCUAUCACGUGGCUACAAUAGCAUCUGUUUCAACACAGAUUGCAGAUCGCUCCUAGUAGCAAUCACCUCGAGACCUCCUCCAGCUGAAUUCUUCGGAAUCAUCCAGGAUAUCGACUUUCUAUCUUUUAAUUUCGCUGCUGUUUCAUUUAAGUUUAUUUAG
Brassica napus (rape) is the source of this 2496-nucleotide messenger RNA. RefSeq lists its product as uncharacterized. Lineage: Eukaryota; Viridiplantae; Streptophyta; Magnoliopsida; Brassicales; Brassicaceae. Gene Ontology annotation, molecular function: RNA-DNA hybrid ribonuclease activity; nucleic acid binding. The transcript is spliced from 3 exons. The coding region runs from base 1 to 2496 and encodes 831 amino acids. The record is from RefSeq and is a predicted model, not a curated record.